Messenger RNA from Cheilinus undulatus (humphead wrasse), 3870 nucleotides. It is a transcript of the gene atp6v0a2a, whose product is annotated as ATPase H+ transporting V0 subunit a2a. The record is from RefSeq and is a predicted model, not a curated record. NCBI's taxonomy places the organism in Eukaryota, Metazoa, Chordata, Actinopteri, Labriformes, Labridae. Gene Ontology annotation, molecular function: proton-transporting ATPase activity, rotational mechanism; ATPase binding. Gene Ontology annotation, biological process: vacuolar acidification; proton transmembrane transport. Gene Ontology annotation, cellular component: plasma membrane; vacuolar proton-transporting V-type ATPase complex; vacuolar proton-transporting V-type ATPase, V0 domain. The transcript has 20 exons. The coding region runs from base 507 to 3047 and encodes 846 amino acids.
UUUCUGACUGAGGCUUAUUUUUAACGCGCGUGGCUGCCUUCAGCCCCCUUUGUCUCCAUGGCGGGUUGAUGCUUUCUUUAUCUUUUAUUUGGCCUGUUGCUCGUUUAUUUCGUCGCGGUGAUUCUGCGUCGUCGCCGUGUUUUUGCGCCGUAAUGACAGGUGAUCUCAGGAUGACGCCUUUCUCUGUAAUCGCUCGAUGCAAAAGGUGCACAAGGGAGGUUUCUGCCUUUGUUUUCAUAUUGUUUAUUUAAUUGAAACCACCAGGGCUAACCGGCACUCAGAAUGAGAACCGUUCCCCCCUUGUGAAAGUCGGCAUUAUUAAUGGACAAUUAUUAAUCCUCAGGGGGGGACGCUAAUUGGUUAAGGGUUUUAAAGCCACGCACUGACUCGUUGAAUUUUGUGAUGUCCUAUUUUCGCGUGUAGCACGCGCGGCUCGUUGUGCAGGUUCGGUAGUUUGCAGGCAGAUUAUAAAGAGGUGGUGGAGGUCUGUGUGGCUGCAGAUAAAGAUGGUGUUUCGGAGUGAGGAGAUGUGCUUGGCGCAAUUGUUUCUGCAGUCCGGCUCUGAAUAUGACUGCAUCAGUGAGCUGGGGGAGCUGGGGCUUGUCGAGUUCAGAGAUCUCAACCCAAGUGUCAGCUCAUUCCAGCGGCGCUUUGUCAGCGAAAUCAAGAGAUGUGAGGAGAUGGAGAGGAUUCUGGGCUAUCUUCUGAGGGAGAUUCAGAAAGCUAACAUAGCUGUACCAGAGGAGGAUGAGAGUCCACUCGCUCCUCCGCCAAGACAAGUCCUUGAGAUCAUGGAACAGCUGCAGAGGCUGGAGAUGGAGCUCAGCGAAGUCGCUCGAAACAAAGAGAAGCUGCAGAGGAAUCUUCUGGAGCUCACCGAGUACACACACAUGCUGAAGAUCACACGCACCUUCAUCCACAGCCGCUCCAGACAUGAGGCUCUUGGUCCCCAGUAUGAAGAAUUCCCCACCAUGGAGACGGACUCGGUGACAGGAUGCACCGGCAUGCAGAGACUUGGAGCAAAGCUGGGGUUUGUUUCAGGUCUGAUCCAGCGGGUGAAGGUGGAGGCGUUUGAACGCAUGUUGUGGAGAGUUUGUAAAGGUUACACCAUCCUCAGCUACGCAGAGCUGGAUGAGAACCUCACUGAUCUCGACACCGGUGAGAUAAGCAAAAAUGUUGUGUUUCUGAUCUCUUUCUGGGGAGACCAGAUUGGACAGAAAGUCCAGAAAAUAUGUGAUUGUUACCACUGCCAUCUUUACCCACAUCCUGAGAAUGACGAGGAGCGGGCAGACGUGUUGGACAGCUUAAGGACACGCAUCCAAGACCUUAACAAUGUGCUGCACCGCACUGAGGACUACCUGAGGCAGGUCCUGCAGAAAGCUUCAGAGUCGGCCUACACCUGGGUGGUGCAGGUGAAGAAGAUGAAGGCGAUCUACCACAUCUUGAACCUCUGCAGCUUCGACGUCACUAACAAGUGUCUGAUCGCUGAGGUGUGGUGUCCCGUCAGUGACCUGGCAAACCUCCGAGGGGCGCUGGAAGAGGGCUCGAGAAAAGGUGAUGCCACUGUACCAUCCUUUGUGAACCGCAUCCCAAGUACCGACACUCCUCCAACCCUUUUAAGAACCAACAAGUUCACGUCCGGCUUUCAGAGCAUCGUGGAGGCUUACGGGGUGGGGGACUAUCGCGAGGUAAGCCCAGCUCCCUACACCAUCAUCACGUUCCCUUUCCUGUUCGCUGUGAUGUUCGGCGACCUCGGGCACGGGACCGUAAUGAGUCUCUUCGCCUUGUGGAUGGUGCUGACGGAGAAGAAGCAGACGAAAAAACGCUCCAGUAAUGAGAUAUGGACGACGUUCUUCAACGGGCGUUACAUUAUCCUCAUGAUGGGGCUGUUCUCCAUAUACACAGGGCUGAUUUACAAUGACUGUUUCUCCAAGUCUUUUAAUAUAUUUGGUUCUGGCUGGAGCGUCAAGGCUAUGUUUGCAAAUCAACAGUGGACAAACAAGACACUCCAAACAAAUGCUCUGCUCACAUUAGACCCUAAUGUCAGUGGUGUCUUCAGUGGGCCAUAUCCAUUUGGUAUUGAUCCUAUAUGGAACCUGGCAGUGAACCGUCUCUCCUUCCUCAACUCCUACAAGAUGAAGAUGUCCGUUAUAAUCGGGGUCAUCCACAUGAGCUUCGGAGUGGUUCUGAGUGUCUUCAAUCACUUGCACUUCCGACAGAAGUUUAACGUCUAUCUGCUGUUUCUUCCUGAGCUGCUCUUCCUGCUCUGUCUCUUCGGUUACUUAGUCCUCAUGAUUCUCUACAAGUGGUUAGCAUUCGGCGCACGAGACUCCAGCCAAGCUCCCAGUAUCCUCAUCCACUUCAUUAAUAUGUUUGUCAUGCAGGGGAAGGACAUGACUCCUUUGUACCCAGGACAGACUGGGCUGCAGAUUUUCUUGGUGUUGAUAGCUAUGCUGUCAGUUCCUGUUCUGCUGUUAGGAAAACCUCUGUACCUGUACUGGCUGUACCGUGGAGGCAAAGGCCUGCGCAGACGCAGAGGUUAUGAGAGGGUGAGGCGUGUAAGCGAGGAUGAAAAUUCUGCACCAGCUACGUAUGAAGAGGAUGAAGAGGAGGGACUUGAUGAAGUGCCAAGCAGAGAAGCUCUUCCCAAACAGUUUGACUUUGCAGAUGUGCUCCUGCACCAAGCUAUUCACACCAUAGAGUACUGCCUGGGCUGUAUCUCCAACACAGCGUCUUACCUUCGUCUCUGGGCACUCAGCUUAGCUCAUGCUCAGUUGUCAGAGGUGUUGUGGUCCAUGGUAAUGCGUUUGGGUCUGAGGAUCACCACGAGAGUCGGGGUUGUGUUUCUGGUCCCUGUUUUUGGCCUCUUUGCCACGCUCACUGUGUCCAUCCUACUUGUCAUGGAGGGCCUGUCAGCAUUCCUCCAUGCUCUCAGACUUCACUGGGUGGAGUUUCAGAACAAGUUCUACCACGGGACCGGUGUCAAGUUUGUGCCCUUCGACUUCUCCCUACUGCCGUCUGUUUUUGAACAGGACGGCUUGCUUUAAAACAAGACAAGGACUCUGAGGUGUAUGAAGGAAAGCAGACUUUAUAAUUGGUAAGGGGCUUGAAGGGGCUUUGAAUUCUCCACACUGUGAUAACGACGACAAACCUUCAAGAUUGAAACUCACUCUUGUAGCGUUUUUUCACCAUGACAAUUUUUAAAACAUUUUCGGCUGUGCUGACUGCCUUACUACAUUAUCCAGCAAACCUUUGAAUAAAAAGACGCUCAAAAUUCCUGUUCAGUUAACUAGUUAAUUUUGUAGGCAACACUUACUUAGCACUACUUUUAUGGGUGAAUUUGAAUUUUUGAUUUGCAUUGUGCUGUGUAAACUGGUUUUGUAUUAUUUACAUGUUAUUUAAAGUGAGAAAUUAUACAGCACAAUGUAAAGUUAAAAUACAUCACAACAAAACGACUGAAGUCCAUUUCAAGCAUCCUGAUAGUGCCAUAGAGAUUUAUUUCUGGUGAUGAUACGUGGAUGGAUGCCUUUGGCUUUUUAACCUGAGGAGAGCAAACCUGUCAGCAGCAAAAUCUUAAAUCUAAACAUUAAAGCCCCUUUUUGUGAGACGUAUUGUCACAAAGCACUUUGCAGAAAUGAUUGUACAAUUAAAAUUUUUCACUACUGACUGUGAUGAUGCCAAAUGAAAACUAAUCUACAACUGUUAGCUGUUCGCUUAUUUACUUAUUAAUGCAUUUAUUUAAAUGUAACCUCCCCUGUAAUCAAUAGUAAACUAUCAAAAACUCAAGAAAAAGUCAAGAAGCCUUAGGUCUUUCUUUGAUGAUACUGCUUGUUGCAUUUGUUAAUAAUUUAUCACGGUAUUUAUUUAAAU